Messenger RNA from Tachysurus vachellii, 3615 nucleotides. It is a transcript of the gene rnf103, whose product is annotated as ring finger protein 103. Lineage: Eukaryota; Metazoa; Chordata; Actinopteri; Siluriformes; Bagridae. The transcript has 4 exons. The coding region runs from base 460 to 2430 and encodes 656 amino acids. The record is from RefSeq and is a predicted model, not a curated record. Gene Ontology annotation, molecular function: ubiquitin-protein transferase activity. Gene Ontology annotation, biological process: protein ubiquitination. Gene Ontology annotation, cellular component: endoplasmic reticulum.
UUGUUUUGGGUUGCUAAGGCGGAAGCGGAAGUGACUCCAUGACGUUAUUUUUGUUAUGUAUACCAGCUGAUCAACAGCGCGAGCGUUGCAGUGAAGCUGCGACGCUGGAAAGAAUCAUUUAGAACGUUUUAUUUUCGUGUUGCUUUCUCGUUUCUCGCUCCUUUGUUCGUUUAGUUUAAUUCAGGAAUCAUUCAGCAGGCAGUAAAACCCCUCUCCAGAUGAGCAAGUCGACCGCCUGUGUGCUGUACAGGCUGGGCCACAACAAACUGGCCUGCUACGCUAGUUAUUAACUGAUCAGCAAAACAUCCUGCUAGCACAAAACAGCUGAAGAAGGAAAGUGUUUAAGUAACAAGCAAGACGUAAACAUCAUUUAUUAGACUAACUGUUGGGCUCUAAUGUCAGACAGUACAACCAUCGCCAUAACAUACUUAUAGAUACCACAGAAUUUACACAAGUAAAAUGUGGUUAAAACUAUUUUUCUUGCUCUUGUAUUUUUUGGUUUUGUUUGUCCUGGCUCGGUUUUUCGAAGCCGUUGUGUGGUAUGAAACGGGAAUUUUUGCCACCCAGCUGGUGGAUCCUGUAACACUGAGCUUUAAAAAGCUGAAGACCAUCCUAGAGGGCAGAGGACUGGGAUACUCUGGUCUUGUAGAGAAGAGGGACGUCAGAGAGCUGGUUGAAAACUCUGGGGACCUGAUGCAAGGGGAGCUCUAUUCAGCUUUAAAAAAUGAAAAAGAAGAAGCAGGAUCUGACUCCAGCACCAGUUUUAGUGGGGAGAUGCACUUUUAUGAGUUGGUGGAAGACACUAAGGAUGGCAUCUGGUUGGUCCAGGUAAUAGCCCAAGACAGAAAUCCACUAUUGAGCACAGUCAACUGGGGGAAAAUGGUACAGAAAGUUUCUCGCUUUGGCAUUCGCACUGGCACUUUCAACUGCUCAAGUGAUGCCAGAUAUUGCCAUAAACGUGGCUGGAUGAAGUCCACUCUGAUCAUGUCAGUUCCCCAGACUCAUGCCUCUAAAGGAAAGGUGAUACUGAAAGAGUAUAAUGGUAGGCGAAUUGAAACAGACCACAUCUUCAAAUGGAUGACUGCACAUGUAGCCUCCCGAAUCAAGACCAUUCGUUUCUCUCAACAAUUAAUGGAAGACUGGUACCAGAAAGAAACGCAACCUGUUAAGAUGUUCUUAUUUGCCAAAUUGCUCCAGCCCCCUGCCUUCUUCUCAGCCCUCAGCAUCAAAUUCACAGGGCGCAUAGAGUUCAUAUUUGUUGAUGUUCGUAACUGGGACAACACAACUUGCUUGGAGGAGAUUGGGGUGCAACAGAUGCCCUCAUAUAUUCUCAAAACACCAGAGGGUAUCUACAGAUAUGGCAACAGCACUGGGGAGUACAUUUCUUUACAUGCCAUGGAGACAUUCCUACGAUCUGUUCAACCAGAGGUCAAUGAUCUAUUUGUUUUAAGCUUGGUUAUGGUCAACCUGAUGGCCUGGAUGGACCUUUUCAUAACGCAGGGAGCCACUAUUAAGCGCUUUGUGGUUUUGAUCAGCACACUAGGUACCUAUAAUUCUUUACUCAUAAUUUCUUGGCUCCCCAUUCUUGGAUUUCUUCAGCUUCCAUAUUUAGAUAACUUCUAUGAGUACAGUCUUAAACUGCUGCGCUAUGCAGACACCACCACUCUUGCCUCUUGGGUUAGGGCAGAUUGGACCUUCUAUUCUUCACACCCAGCACUUUUCCUGAGCACCUACUUGGCCCAUGGGCUCCUCAUAGACUACUUUGAGAAAAAGAGGAGAUGUGGCAAUGAAGACCAAAAUGCAAACAACCUGGAGUGGUUGUCCAGUCUUUGGGAUUGGUACACCAGCUAUUUGGUACAUCCCAUUGCUUCCUUUCAGAAUGAGUCAGACUGGGAUGAUGAUCCUAAUUUUCUUUUAGAACGGUUGGCCUUCCCAGACCUCUGGCUUCACCCACUUGUUCCCAUCGACUACAUAAAAAAUCUGCCCACUUGGAGGUUCAGGUGCACAAAGUCAGAGGGGACCAACAGAAUGGACCAAGCUAAUCCAACAAACAAGGGCCAUCUGUCAUUCGUGGAACCAAGUAGUGAGCAGCAAGAACAAGAUUACAGCUCACAGAGGGCUCAUACAAGUGAAAUGAGUUCUGUCAGGAAGAGGUCUCAAUAUUCCGGGUCUUCUGGAGAGGAACAUGACACUGAUUGGUCCCAGUGGCCCUGUGGCAUGCUUCAUUGCACAGAAUGUGUCGUUUGUUUGGAAAACUUUGAAACAGAAUGCCUUGUUAUGGGACUGCCGUGUGGCCAUGUGUUUCACCAGCAGUGCAUUGUGGUCUGGCUGGCAGGUGGGCAGCACUGCUGUCCAGUGUGUCGGUGGCCAUCCUAUAAGAAGAGACCAGCCAGACAACCCUAUGCAGAUUUUCCACCUGAACCAGAAUAGCAUAGACCAUUCAUUGAAAACCUGAUUUCCAUACAUAACUUAUGAAUCUUUGAUGUGCCCAUUGUAAAUCUGUAGGCCUGUAGAUCCAUGUUAUUGAGUCCUGUUUUUAUUUUUUUUUGGUGGUAUUAACCUGCAUACUUAUUAGUGUGUUAUGACAUUUUUCUGGACACGUUAAGUCGAGACAUGGACUAAAUAUUAAUUAGAUUUGCUGAAUUAACUCUUUUAGUCCAUGACUAAUUCUAAAUAUAUACAAAAAAUGUGCCUACUGGGUACCUUAAUCUUGCUAACAUGAUUUAAGUAUAUACCUAGAGAUUAAAUAUGUGUGAAAAGUACAAUUUUAUAACUGGCAAAGUGAAGCACUUUUGUUUGUAUCAAAGAAGGUAAUAUCAUCACUAUUGAAAAGACAUGUUACUUUCUUAGGUUUUGAAGUUUCUAAGUUUUAUUUUUGAUGAAAGUAAAAAUCCCCAUCAUCUUUUCAUGUAUAGGUUUAAUGUGUGUUCAGUUUAUAAAGUACCACGAUACAUAAAUCAGCCACAGCUCUAGGCAUCUCAGGUGGUGAUUAGUAAUUUCAUCUAUUUUCAGGUGGACAGUUCUGACCAAUAUGAAACAUAGUGGAGUUUUGUCAGGGUUUCUACUAUAGUGCUGGUGAUUAUGUAGACAGUCAAAACAAAUGUACAGUUUUGGCUGUAAAGGAUUCUUGUGUCUGUGGAACGACGAAACCAAGGCAGCCUUCUUCAACAUUCUGUAGAAGUCCCAGGAGAAAAUCGUCCAUGCACUAGAUUCUUAAACGUUGUCAUUAAAUAGUAGUCCGUGAGAAGAGAAGGAUCGAAACAAUUAAAACAUUGUCAUGUAACAAUGUGCUUUUGAUAUCAAGGCUUUCACUUCCAGUCCAAUUUAAGGCAGGAGCAAGACACCAGAGACCUUAAAUGUGACAUUAAUAUGGAGUCUCACACCAAAACACAUUGAUUAUAGUGGCAAGCUCUUUAAGCUGUUUUAUGUUUCAAAGGGAAAAGUGACCACAGAAAUAGUAUAGUUGCAAUAUGGGCACAUCAAAGUCAGAUUCUUCAUAUAUCUAAAACUAAAGUCUUCUCAAAAUAGAAUUUUGUCUUGAGAACAAAAUACAAUAAAUGUUAUAUUACAUAAAAACUGUGUAGUAAAAACGUAAUAUUGUAAAAAAAAAAAAAA